Doryrhamphus excisus (bluestripe pipefish) is the source of this 1872-nucleotide messenger RNA. RefSeq names its product DDB1 and CUL4 associated factor 12 (gene dcaf12). Gene Ontology annotation, cellular component: Cul4-RING E3 ubiquitin ligase complex. The record is from RefSeq and is a predicted model, not a curated record. NCBI's taxonomy places the organism in Eukaryota, Metazoa, Chordata, Actinopteri, Syngnathiformes, Syngnathidae. Gene Ontology annotation, molecular function: protein binding.
AACGGGCGCGUUCACAUACGACCUUGUUGUUGUUUAAUGAGUGCGGCUGCGCGCUAGCCCAAUGAUCUCGCUGUAGCUGACGCUACUCUUGGAGGAAAAAACAAGAACCCGCCGACUUAAAGCUAGAGGCCCGACACUUUGUAUUGUUUAAUAUCGAUUUAUAAAUUCACAACAGGCUAACGCGAGACAUUCAACGACAACCCCAGUCAAGCGACCAGGCACCGUACUCCGUAUGUGAUCGUCCUUGCUUGUCAUCGGACGCCGUUAGCAAAGGCCAAGCGACAAAAUCGUUUAUCGACAUUAUAUGAUCCAACGUCCCGAGUCAGGUAUACCCUCCAUGUGGGUGAGGGAGCUGUGUGUGUCGGACUAUGGCGAGAAAAACAGUUAGCAGGAAAAGAAAGGCAGGGGAGCCCAAGGACCAACAACAACAGCAGGGCUGGUGUCAGGCACCAUACAAGCGGAGCCGUGUCUCUUGUUCAUCGCGUCAUGUGCAGUGGUGGUGCAGUAGACACUCAGUGGUCUGUGCCCUCCGAGGGCGAGAGUUCAGACCUCAGCAGCAGCAUGAAUUGCAGCUCCAGCGGAGCCUGCGUGGGUUUGCUGCCGGCAGGCUCCCCGGCAUCCUGAAGGAGAGGGAGUUUUCUCUUGGGCGUCUCAACAAAGUAUUUGCCUCACAAUGGCUCAACCAACAGCAGGUUGUGUGCGGGACCAAAUGCAACACGCUUUUUGUAACCAACGUCAUGACUGGGCAGAUAACUCGCAUUCCCAUGCUCAAGGACAGGAUAUGUCACGGCGGAGGUUCCGUGGUAGGGCCAGUGCAGCAUUACCACUCCACAGCAAGCUCUCAUUCCCGGCUGGACCAGCAGGGUUGUGGGAUCCAUGCUAUCGAGAUCAACCCUUCCAGAACCCUCCUGGCGACUGGAGGAGACAACCCCAACAGCUUAGCCAUCUACCAGUUGCCCACAUUGGACCCGGUCUGUGUCGGAGAUGAUGGCCACAAUGACUGGAUCUUCUCGAUAGCAUGGAUCAGUGACAGGAUGGCUGUUUCUGGUUCCCGGGAUGGCUCCAUGGGUUUGUGGGAGGUGACGGAGGAAGUAAUGAGCCAGGCUCAGCACAGUCAAAGCGAGGGGGCUGUGCCUUCCUAUGCCCAUAUCUCACACCGUGCCCUCAAAGACAUCCCAAAGGAAUACACCCACCCAUACAACUGCAAAGUCCGUGCUUUGGCCUUCAAUAACAACCACAAAGAGCUGGGUGCUGUCUCUUUGGAUGGUUACUUUCACCUCUGGAAAGCUGAACACACCUUGUGCAAGCUUCUGUCUAUCAAGCUGCCUCACUGCAAAGAGAAUGUGUGUCUGGCCUAUGGACAGGACUGGUCAGUAUAUGCUGCAGGAUCUCAGGCCCAUGUCUCUUUUUUGGAUCCACGGCAGCCGACACACACUGUCAAGUCGGUCAAUUCCAGAGAGAGAGGAAGUGGGAUCCGUUCUGUGAGUUUCUAUGAGCACAUUGUGACAGUCGGCACUGGUCAAGGUUCGCUUCUCUUCUUCGACAUCAGGGCCCAGAGAUUCCUAGAGAAUCCAUUGAUUCCAAAUGGAGGCUACAGGAAGUGCUCGGGGGAUGGCAUUCUCAAGCUCACGACAGGGAAAGGCUGGCUGAAUCAUGAUGAAACAUGGAGGAGUUACUUCUCAGACCUUCACUCGUUUCCUAACGCUGUGUACACACAUUGCUACGACGACUCCGGCACCAAACUGUUUGUAGCAGGCGGACCGCUCUGUUCUGGCUUACACGGGAACUACGCGGGACUGUGGAGCUAGCCUUGUCAUUAGGAUACAAUGACAUCCUUGUACACAUUUUUUUUUUAUUAAACCAAUCCCUCCA